AUGCAUUUUCUUAUUUGGGUGCUAUUCUGGCUCACUACAGCACUCGGCUCGCUGGAUGAUCUGGCGUUAGAUAGUUUAAUCACGAACCUUGAGAGCGACUAUGAUAGCGGAAACAGCUCUGACAGCGGAGGAAGUUCCAUCUUCAACCCAGGGAUGAUUGAAGAGUGGACCCCCGUGGAAUCGUUCGCAUCUGUCGGUGUUCGCCAGUACUUCAAUUUCCCCGUCAAUUCUAGUUACUCACGUAUCAUGUCGAGCGUAGAUAUGCUGGUGUUCCUUAGCGGGAAUAUCAACACUCAGUCGUGGUCGCUUUUCAACUCAUCUACAGAUCUACAGCUGGCUGUCUACUACACUUUUGAUGAAGCAGACCUUUCAAACACGACCAGUCCCGGCAAACUGGCCCUCUUCGAAGCGGGCUAUUUUGAGGCUCUCGCAAUUCGUCCCUUAGAUACGAAUGACAACGCCACCCAGUACUCCAACCUGUAUCUGAUGGUGGAAGUAUACAAUUCGACUUCACAGUCUGCUGCCGUGUCUUCGAUUGCGACCCAGGACUUAUUCUGGAAUUACACUCUCAGUGUUUCGCAGUAUGACUUGGUCUUUCAAUGGGACAAUCGGGCCUGGAUUGAGCUUGUUGAUUCGGACUACGACUCUGCCCUUUUAGUAACAGGAAACGUAACUGGAAGCAGCAGUUCGAACUACUCCAUUUACAACACCGAUCUUUACGACCUGUACCUAUAUUCUUAUGCCUACGUGGAUUAUUUUGACACUACACUGACCCACUCGCUUGGCGCAAUAGAAAAUGGGCCCUACCUGGCGACAUCGGCCAUGAAUUAUUCGGCCAUUUAUGGAGACGAUUCAAGUAACGAUACAGACCUGGCUAUCAGGAAGUCUAUUACUGUAAGGGAAGGCUCUGUAAAAGAACAAUUUCACAUCACUGGCUUGAACGCGUCUACCACGUAUGUGGUAUAUCUAACCAAAAAAAUUUCUGGCAACCAAAAGGCGCUAAACUCUAAUGGUGGAGUUUUGUUUGCGAAAUCAACUUUUCGAACGAUGGAUGAUAAUUCAUGCUCUUUAAUUUUUGACCUGGACUUCUGUGAGGGCGUGGCAUAUUCAGUACCGACCUCGAGCUUGGCUAGGGACAAUAAGACUGCCAAUGCGUUCAUGUAUGACCAAAUUGCACAGUCCUUGUACGCUAACUUUAGCAAGGCUCUACAGAUUAUUCCGUGUGAUACAGAGCAAGACGCCAUAUAUUCACCCUUGCGAUCCUGCGAUGACUGCGCAGAUGCUUACAGAAACUGGUUAUGCGCAGUCAGUAUACCACGUUGUACAACGUUCCAGUCAAAUUAUUUUAUUCACAGGAACAAGGAUGAUAACAGGAACAAUUUUUUAAAUCAGGAUAUCCAACCUUUGAAUGAUUAUUUUGAAAUUUUACCUUGCAUCGAUAUGUGCUAUAGCCUAGUGACAGAUUGCCCGCCCGACUUCCAAUUUUCAUGCCCAAGCAGAUCGUCGCAUUCGGAUUUAUUUUAUAUGAGCUACAACGUUUUUGAAAAAAGUCAAGCCUACGACACUUGCAACUUUGUUGGAUCGUCGAGCAAUCUGCACAUCGUGAGUACCUAA
Messenger RNA from Lachancea dasiensis, 1614 nucleotides. The record is from the annotation of a GenBank genome assembly. Lineage: Eukaryota; Fungi; Ascomycota; Saccharomycetes; Saccharomycetales; Saccharomycetaceae.